GCGUUGAUUGAACCACGGGGUCGUGGCUAUUCUGGAGACUACAGGGGAAGAGGUGGUCGUGGAAGAGGUCGCGGCUGGCCUGCGCGGGAUGAAAGCAGAGAACGCGGUCGAGACAGGGACAUUGAAUUCCGCGACCGCUUUCGCGACGAGAGGAGUAGAGAACGCGAUCGAGAACGCGAUCGGGACAGAGACCGGGAGAGAGAAUGGCGCGAUCCCUACCGCUCGCGGCGCUCCCCCAUAGGCAGAGCACGCUCCCCGAUACGAGACUUUAUCCGCGAUCGAGACCGAGAUGGACCUGCAGGACCUGAUGCUGAUAGACCGCGCCGCAACUCACGGGACGGCCCAUUGUCAGGAGGCUCGCCAAUAUCCGAGCCGCCUUUUGGACCCCCACCACUCCAACGUGGUGGGUCGUUUGUUCGUGGAAGGGGUGGAAGGGGUGGAAGAGGAGAUUGGAUGGGCGAUCGGAAUCGUGGACGAGCAUCAUUCGACGACCGUGGAGACCGUUACCCUAGAAGUCGAUCUCAGGAAGGUCGCUGGGGACGCGAGCGGGAUGAGCGAGACCGAGGAGAUAGGUAUCCCGAUGCGGAUAUGCGCCCCAGAGAUCCUCGUGAGGAGCGAGACAGGCCCUUGGAUUUGUUCCGUCCGAAGGUUGACGCCCGUGGGAACCCCCAGGACUCCGUUACUCCUAAACGGGAUGUAUCCCCUCCUCCUGUAGCACCAUCUGCUCCGGCCUUCGGGUCAGUGCCAAACCGCCCUCCAAGCAUUGGAGAAAGCCAGUUGAGCAUCGCAGGAACCGGAAAGCCUCCUCCAACUGCCCCGAGAGCGUUCGUUGAACGACCAUCACUUGGCCAGGAGCCCCCUAUGGCCCCAACUGGACCCGCCAAGCCCUUGGCCCAUGAAGGCCCAGCAAUUCCCUUAGGGCCCCGAGCACAACAACAGAAGGUUCAGCGCCCGUCAAGCAAGCAAUGGAUUAACCCUAGUCUGAAGAAAGCCCCGGAUUCGCCUAAGCUCAUGCGGUCCCAGACCUUUACGCAACCACGAACUGGCCCUCCCCGACGGGAGAGUAUGCCCACAGACCAAGGUUUGCCGGACAGGAGGCCUCAAAGUAGUGAUUCGAAAGCCGCUUCUGACUUUGCUGACUCGGAACCCCGAAGGCGGUCCCAUUAUAGUGCAGAGCCCGGUGAAAUCAUGUCGAAAACUGACAACGAUUGGCACAUGGUGGCCGAAUCUGAUGAGCAUAGACGCCACUCGCUAUCGAUCAAGGGUGACGACACAAAGGACAAAGAGAGCUACACUACCUCGCCCGGGGCUCGACAGACGAAUGGCAAUUAUAAUAAGGACGAAGAAACUCGCCCGAAGGAGAGCAAUUUGAAGAAGCGAAAGCGACCUCAUCUCCGCGCUGUCCGGUUUGCCUUGGCGCCAAAAGCUCAGGCCGCGCCUGAUCAAGAUUGGGAUUCUGAUGAUGACGAUGAGGACAUGAGCGAUUAUUUUGCUUCGCAAAUAGAGAAAACCGAGGCCGUGUUGAGCACGUUACAAAAGCCAAACCUUCCGAUGGAAGUAGUAGCUCAUUAUGCCGCCAUCUCCCACGGGGCUAUGGUCAAGAUAUUGAACGAAGGGGACGACCUGGACGGCUUACUUGGAAAGGUACCGGAGGAGCUUCACAAGUCGAAAACGAAUAUUGAAACUACAUCGACACCCGCCAGCAGUAUCUCAGCACUAGAAGUUGUUCUACCUAAAAAGGAAGUCCCUGCUCGUCGAGAGGAUCCAGUGGUUCCUAAGGAAACCCAUGAUGUUAGCGAGAACGUGGCAGCGGAAAGCGAUAGCAUUCUGAUGCCAGAGACUCAGGACCUUCGAAUCGAACUGAAAUCUGAGGAAAUGGAGAUUGACAGUGUUGAAGUCAAGGAGCCACCACCUGCUCCAUUAGCCUCGGUACCUUCAACACCUCCGCCAGCUCCGGCUGUUCCUGAAGUAACGCCCGAAGAGAGUGGUCCGAAGUCUCCUCUACCAGCACCUGCCAAGGAGGAUGACAACAAUGCUACCAUGGAACCUGCUGCCCCGCCUGCAGAAACCAUUCCAAGCGUUCUCAUGGAAAUUACAGCAUCUGAAGUGAAGCCUCCCAGCACGCCAUCGCAGGUCGAGGACGAAGGUGACGACGAUGAAACAGAGUCAGAGGACGAAGCAUAUCUUGAUCCUGCCGCGACGCGAAGGUACAAUGUUACACCCCCGAUUGAUGGCCUUCCACAACCCACUGUGGGACCAUGGCACGAGGACAGCGAUUACCUUGCAUCACUCGACGCAGAUACUGGAAUGGAAGAUUUCAUUCUUGGGCAUUUAGAGGAUAUGCAUAUUACCAAAACCAAAGAGACUACACAGGGGCAACAGGAGUACGCCGAUAGCUACACCAAGUACCUCAAAUUCACGUUGUCGACCGAUCCUGUUGCUGCCAAGAGUCGUGACAAGUUUUCUGUCUCGGGGCCGUCAACCGAAGUUCCCGGGCUUGCAACUCCAGAGCCCAAGCCUGAAGGGAGAACUAGUGGUAGGCGUUUUGCUUCAGAGCGUGAUCUUGAGCGAGUCUUACAGGCCUCGAUGCGAGAAGAGGAUGAGAGAAGGGAACGUGAAUUGAGAGCCCAGAAAGAGAAGUAUCGCAGUGAAAAGGAGGCUGUGAUACCUGACAUGUACUGGGAUGCGGAAGACAAGGCUAGAGUUCAGUUCUACGACCGGUCAGGUUUCGUCAACCAAAGCGAGCUUGCGUCUACGUGGCAUGUGCUUCCCCCAGUCAAUAACUUCACCGAGCAAGAAGUUGAGCUUUUUGAGAAACGAUAUCUUGAGGUGCCGAAGCAAUGGGGCAGAAUUGCCGAGACGAUUCCCCAUCGUGAUUUUGGCACAUGCAUUCAGUAUUAUUAUCUCAUGAAGAAAGAGUUGAAGCUCAAGGAGAAGCUCAGGAGACAGCCUAAGAGGCGUAAGAAGGGCAGGGGGAAGCAGAGGUCAAGUGCCCUCGUAUCUGAACUUGGCAACGGCGAACCAGAGACGGAGGAGAACCACGAGAAUGGGGAGAACGGUGAGAGCAGGCGCCGUCCUCGGCGAGCCGCAGCUCCAACUUGGGGCUUCGAACAACCCCCCAACACAGAGUCAGAGAAUGGCACCCCUGCCAGUACUCCUGGCCGGCGCGGUGCUUCUGUCAAGGGGGAAGAAAAGGUCGAUGGUCGGAGAGGCAGAAGAUCAAAAGCAUCCAAGGACAAAGAGCCGAAGCAACCCAAACCCAACCAGGCUCUGGCUGCUGCUCCUGCACCCGGGACAACUGGCAGAUCACGCUCAAGGUCAGAUAACAAGGGACACAGUAUGGAAUUCCAGACAGGAACUCCUACUGAGGGCCGUGGCCCCCCCCCUCAAUUUGAGCAGCAGCAUCCGGGAGUUCAGCAUGCUUUUUCUGUUCAGCAACCAAAGCAGGAGCCUCGACCCCAAACUAUGGAGCGCCAGCAGGCUCUGCCCACAGGUUCCUCGAUUACAGAUGUUAUCGCAGCUCCUUCUUUGCGCCCAGAACCCCCACAACCACCUCCACAGCCGGCCAUGGCUACAUUUAACCUGACACAGCCUCAGCAAGAGCGUAAGGCUCCGACACAAGCGUCAAGCUAUUGGAGUGUAUCCGAAUCCAACGACUUCCCACUUCUACUUAGAGCGUUCGGGUCUGAUUGGGCUGCUAUUGCUACCCAUAUGGGAUCCAAGACGGCAGUAAUGGUCAAGAACUAUUACGUCCGACAAAAGGAUCACGGGAAACCCGAAUGGGAGGAGCUCAUGCGUGAAGCAGACGCAAAACGAGACCGAGGCGAGAAGCGCCCCGAGCCGCCACUGCCAACCAGUGGCGGCCGCGGCCGACGGUACGAGAGCUCCGGAAGUACGAACACAUCUCGGCCACUUGUUCCUGCACCUGGCAAUGCGGAUUUGAUGCCGGAGUCAGCCCAACCCAAGACCGAAGCGGGUGUGCAGCCUAGCAGACCACCAACUUUUCCUUCAUUUGGAUACCCCAUCAACGGCACACCUCAGGAACAGGCCCAGGCUCGGGCCCAUGCCCAGGCCCAGGCUCAGGCUCAGAUCCAAGCUCAAGCCCAAGCUCAGGCUCAGGCUCAGGCACAAGCUGUGCCAGCAGGCGGUCAACAACCACUACAAAUACAGCAGCAACCAGCAGUUUCUCAGCCACCACCCUCGGUCAUGUCUCCUAGUGCUCGAUCUCUGAGAGCGCCCCCUCACCCAUUCUCGUUUCAUGAUCGAGACAGGGAGCAACCUCAACGUGUUGCAUUGCCAGGGGCAAAACAGCCUAUCCCUCCACAGGAUGUUCGAGAGCAACUUAGAGAGCAACGACAUGUCGCCCCCGCACAACACAUGCAGCCACCACAGCCUGAACUCGGCCCCGAGAGGCAGCAAAUGGAGCUGCAGCAACGAGAGCUGGAGCGCGAACGUGAACGGGAGCGUGAUAGGAUAGAGCGGGAAAGGGAGAGGGAGAGGGAAAUGGUUCGACAACAAGACCGCCGACCGAUGAGAAUCAAACCGGAAGCAGACCCCCUCUCCCCACGCCAAUACGAGGCCUUUGGCCAUCGUCCGCCAACGCUUCCUCCAAGAAAUGAUCCGCUGGCUCUGCCCCGUCAUACGCAACAGGUUUCCAGGCAUGAACCGCCCAGGCAUGAGCUGCCUAGACACGAGGCGCCUAGACACGAACCACCCAGGCACGAGCAACUCAGGCACGAACCACCUAGGCAUGGGAUUCCUUCAGCUUAUGCACCCUUGCAGGCUGCAUCACAGCCAGUGCGAAGCAUCUUAAGUGAUGCUCCUCCAGCUCAAUCCUCACCUCCACCACUGGCUCCUCCUGGUCCUAGGCCGCCUUCUUCGCUCCAGCAGAGAAUGCCAGCUGGUCCUGGCCAAGAUGUGUAUGGCUCAGCUCCACCACAGUCUGCACCGCCAACACCGGCUGCCGCACCUCCUCGACCUCCAGAGCCUCGCAAAGCAUCCAGUAUUAUGUCACUAUUGAACGAUGAUCCGCCGCCGCCCAAACGUAUGAACGAUGUUUCUGGCCAGUCUGCCAGGCCAUCGCCAACCCCUCCUCCCCAAACAUUGGGGCGACCUUCGCCAAGAGACGCCCCUCUACCGGCACCACUACGCCGAGAGGACCCUCCGUACUCUCCUUAUGGCAGGCCGCAACCUGGACCAGCAUCUGCUAUGCCGCCUCUCAAGCCUUCUUACGCGGCUUCACCUCAACCACAAGCCUCAGGUGGCCCCCGUUCUACGCUGGGCUUAGGCUCUGAGUCUCCAGCCUUGGGAGAUCGGGAUUACUAUCGACAGCACGCAUACCCAGCUGGCCAUCAGCCCAGCGCAAGCAACUCUCCUCAGCAUCAGCAUCGCUUCCAACCUUCAGGGCAGCCCCCAAUGGGAUAUCAGGGUCAAGGCUAUCCCACAUCGUAUGGGUCAGCACCACCACCACAUGCGUCUUCUCCACCCCCUCAGUAUGGUGUGCAUAACUCAACCUCGAGGGGAAGAGAGGUACCCCAAGGUGCCCGAGACUCAUGGCCACCAGCUAGUCAUCAGCCACAUGCAUCCAACUGGGCAACUCAAGGCCCAAAGAGCAGCCAACCACCUCCACCCCAACAAUCAUGGGCUCCUCAACAUCCUGGCUCCUCGGGUGUCAGUGGGCCGACAAGUUCUUGGGCUACAGCUCCCCCCCCUCAGCAGGCGCAUCAUUCUACCGGUUUGAGAGACGAACGCGGAUCGCCUAUGUACGGGCCCGGUGGGGUACCUCAACAACAACAUCAAAUGCAAGGCCGGUACGCUCCACCCUCUUCCUCCAGAGGACCAGACCCGGGCCCACCGCAAUCUCAGUCUUUUCCACGAUACGCAUCAACUCCCGGCCCCGGACCCGGACCUCCACCACCUCGAGAACUCCCCCCACGAAGCUAUACACCUUCUCCCUAUGAUGGUCGCGGACCCCCGCCCUCGCAAGGCCCUGGAGGAUACUCUGGGCCAGACCCGCGGGAUUUGCAACUCCGAGAUCCUCAGCACCGCGAUCCUCGAGAGCUGAGAGACCCUCGAGAGCUGAGAGACCCCCGAGACUUGAGAGACCCCCGAGACUUGAGAGACCCCCGAGAACUGAGAGACCCCCGAGAACUGAGAGACCCUCGGGAUGUGGCACAUGGUCUUCGACCCCACGAGUACGACCGGCGGAUGGAUCAGUAUGGAAGG
Messenger RNA from Clonostachys solani, 6225 nucleotides. Lineage: Eukaryota; Fungi; Ascomycota; Sordariomycetes; Hypocreales; Bionectriaceae. The record is from the annotation of a GenBank genome assembly.